Striga hermonthica is the source of this 1494-nucleotide messenger RNA. Lineage: Eukaryota; Viridiplantae; Streptophyta; Magnoliopsida; Lamiales; Orobanchaceae. The record is from the annotation of a GenBank genome assembly.
AUGGCCGCGGCCACUGAUAAGGUGGUGGAGACCGUUAUGGUCGGAAACUACGUCGAAAUGGAGAGCUCAAGCGGCGGCAAACCAACCGGCGUAAAGUCCAAGGUUUCGAAGCUCUUCUGGCACGGCGGCUCGGCUUACGAUGCCUGGUUCAGCUGCGCUUCGAAUCAGGUGGCUCAGGUUCUGCUGACGUUGCCUUACUCGUUUUCUCAGCUGGGAAUGACGUCAGGAAUACUUUUCCAGCUGUUUUACGGCGUAAUGGGCAGCUGGACGGCGUACCUUAUCAGCAUUCUCUACGUUGAGUACAGAACCAGAAAAGAGAGGGAGAAAUUUGAUUUUAGAAAUCAUGUCAUUCAGUGGUUUGAGGUGCUUGAUGGGCUGCUUGGAAAGCACUGGAGGAACGUGGGUUUGGCUUUUAAUUGCACUUUUCUUCUGUUUGGAUCUGUAAUUCAGCUCAUUGCCUGUGCAAGCAAUAUAUAUUACAUAAAUGACAACUUGGACAAAAGGACAUGGACUUACAUAUUCGGAGCAUGCUGUGCUACAACAGUCUUCAUACCAUCUUUUCAUAAUUACAGAAUUUGGUCUUUUUUGGGUUUGAUUAUGACCACUUAUACAGCUUGGUACCUAACUAUUGCCUCCUUAUUACAUGGACAGGUGGAGGGUGUUAAGCAUUCGGGGCCAGCAAAGAUGGUUUUGUAUUUCACAGGGGCCACCAACAUUCUCUACACAUUUGGGGGACAUGCAGUUACAGUAGAGAUAAUGCACGCUAUGUGGAAACCCCAAAAGUUCAAAUCCAUAUAUUUGGUGGCCACUCUCUAUGUGUUGACUUUGACCUUACCUUCUGCAUCGGCUGUCUAUUGGGCUUUUGGCGAUUUACUCCUCAACCACUCCAAUGCUUUUUCUCUCCUCCCUAAGUCUCCUUUCAGGGACAUGGCCGUCAUUUUGAUGCUCAUUCAUCAAUUCAUAACAUUCGGAUUCGCGUGCACGCCAUUGUAUUUUGUGUGGGAGAAGGCGAUCGGCAUGCACGAGUGCCGGAGCAUGUGCAAACGGGCCGCGGCUCGAUUGCCGGUGGUGGUGCCAAUAUGGUUCCUAGCUAUAAUCUUCCCCUUUUUUGGACCCAUCAACUCGACCGUCGGCUCACUCCUCGUCAGCUUCACCGUGUACAUAAUCCCGGCUCUGGCAUACAUGUUCACCUUUCGAUCGGCCACGGCCCGCGAGAAUGCAGUGGAGCAACCACCAAAAUACUUUGGAAGAUGGGUUGGGGCAUAUGUGAUCAACAUAUUUGUAGUUGUUUGGGUUUUGAUAAUUGGGUUUGGGUUUGGUGGAUGGGCCAGCAUGACCAACUUUAUCCACCAAAUCGACACGUUUGGGCUUUUCACUAAAUGCUACCAAUGCCCACCUCAGCUGCCACCGCAUGUGGCCAAUGCCACCGGCCCACCGCCGCCUUUGGCCCUCAAUUUCACUCAUUCGCCGCCGCCGCAUGUUCACGGCCAUUGA